GUGGGGCCGCUUCCCUGCAGUAGAGACGGCGGCAGCAGCGGCUGCAGCAUCAUUAGGAGCAGCGGCGGCGGCAGCAAUGCUCCGUCUCCGCUGGAGGUGAUCGCCUCCAAGCCCUGCUAGGUGGCCGGCUGCGACGGGACGCCAGCGGGAAGGAGAAUAGAGCUUCGUCCACGGACUCUGCGGCCACACUGCCUGGCCCUGCCUCUGCGCCAUGGCUUAAGCCCGCAGCCACCUCGCCUCGCGUCGCCUCGCUCGGCCGGGGUCUGCGCGCCGCCGCAGCCGCAGAGAGGGGCGCGUCCCAGACGCCCUCGCCUGGGGACUUGGAGACGCGGUGUCUCUUACCCUUCGGUGCCCGCAGCAGACUGCGCUCCCAAGACCUUCGCAGGCGGCUCCCGGAGGCAUUUGCAGCCGGUAAUUGAGGGACUUAAUAGACUUUAUUUUAGUGAUAGCUUUCCCUGCCCGACCUUCCCUGUGCUCUCUGAGGGAGGAAGGCGAGGUAGCUCAGGCUACCAAAGUGAAAACGGUGGGAAACAGAUUGGCUGGUCGAGGGCCAGAGGACUGAAGGAAGAUUAGAGACUUGCUUUAGAACCACAAAAAGAAAGAACUAGCAGCUAGCAUCAUGGCGUGGCCGUGCAUCACACGGGCCUGCUGUAUUGCUCGCUUCUGGAACCAGCUGGACAAGGCAGACAUCGCCGUGCCGCUGGUUUUCACCAAGUACUCGGAGGCCACCGAGCACCCGGGGGCCCCGCCGCAGCCGCCACCGCCGCAACAGCAGCCGGCGCAGCCGGCGCGCGCGGUCGCCAUAGAGACGCAGCCGGCCCAGGGCGAGUUGGAUGCAGUUGCCCGGGCAACAGGGCCGGCGCCUGGGCCUAGCGGGGAACGUGAGGCGGCGGCCGCCCCAGGCCGGAGCGUGCCGGGCCCGGGCCCGGGCUCCGGCUCCGCGUCCGGCGCGGGUCCCGCGGACUCGGUGAUGCGGCAGGACUACCGCGCCUGGAAGGUGCAGCGGCCCGAGCCGAGCUGCCGGCCGCGCAGCGAGUACCAGCCUUCCGACGCGCCCUUCGAGCGCGAGACCCAGUACCAGAAGGACUUCCGCGCCUGGCCGCUGCCGCGCCGCGGGGACCACCCGUGGAUCCCUAAGCCCGUGCAGAUCGCCACGUCCUCCCAGGCGUCGGCGCCCAUUCUCGGGGCGCCCAAGCGCCGGCCGCAGAGCCAGGAGCGCUGGCCGGUGCAGGCCCCCGCUGAGGCCCUGGAGCAGGAGGCGGCCCCUGGAGGAGCAGGUGGCCUUGCGGCCGGAAAGGCUUCCGGUGCGGAGGAGCGCGACACACGCAGGAAGCCCGGGCCCGCCUGGAUGCUGCGUCGCGCCGAGGGGCUGGGACUCGAGCAGUCGCCGCUGCCCGCAGCCCAGGCCCAGGUCCAGGCCGCAGGCCCCGAGGGUGGCAAGGGGCGUGCAGUGGCGGACGCCCUCAACAGGCAGAUCCGCGAGGAGGUGGCGAGUGCAGUGAGCAGCUCCUACAGGAAUGAGUUCAGAGCAUGGACGGACAUCAAGCCUGUGAAACCGAUAAAAGCCAAGCCCCAGUACAAGCCCCCAGAUGACAAGAUGGCUCAUGAGACUAGCUACAGCGCCCAGUUCAAAGGGGAGGCCAAUAAGCCAACACCAGCUGACAAUAAGGUCAUUGAUCGCAGAAGAAUACGCAGCCUCUACAGCGAACCUUUCAAGGAACCCCCGAAGGUGGAGAAACCUAGUGUUCAGAGUUCCAAACCAAAAAAGACCUCAGCGAGCCACAAGCCCCCGAGGAAGGCCAAAGACAAGCAGGCGGCGUCAGGCCGGGCCUCCAAGAAAAAGAGCACGGAGGGCGCCAGCGCCGCCCCGCCCGAUGACCAGGAGCACAGUAAAGAGAUGAACAAUAAGCUGGCUGAGGCGAAAGAGAGCCUGGUUGAACCUGCCAGUGAUUCACGUAAGAAUCAAGGUCCCGUAGCCACAGAGCCAGACAAGGAUCAAGGGCCCGUGGGCCUGGGGCCUCUGAAAGAUCAAGGUCCUGUGAUCCAAGAGUCUCCGAAGGAUCAAGUUCCUGUGGUCCCAGGGCCUCUGAAGGAUCAAGCUCCUGUGGUCCCAGGGCCUCUGAAGGAUCAAGCUCCUGUGGUCCCAGAGCCAAUGAAGGAUCAAGCUCCUGUGGUCCCAGGGCCUCUGAAGGAUCAAGCUCCUGUGGUUCCAGGGCCUCUGAAGGAUCUAGGUCCCAUGGUCCCUGCACCAGUUAAGGAUCAAGAUCACGUGGUCCCUGACCCUUUACAGAAUGAAGGUUCUGUGAUCUCAGCACCAGUCAAGGACCAAGGUUCUUUGGUCCCAGUGCCUCUAAAAGAUCAAAGUCCUAUGUUUCCAGCAAGAGUUGAGGAUCCAGGUUCCAUGGUACCAGAGCCUCUGAGGGAUCAAGGUCCUGUGGUCCCAGAACCUGCCAAAGAUCAAGGCCCCACAGUCCCUAAGCCUGUGGAUCAAGGUCCUGAGGUCCCAGCACCUGUCAAAGAUCAAGGUCCUUUGGUCCCAGAGCAUCUGAAGGAUCAAAGUGCCAUGAUCAGAGCACCUAUAAAAAGUGAAGGUCCUGUGGUCUCUGAGCCUGUGAAAAGUCAAGGUUUAGUGGUCCCAGAGCCAGUCAAGGAUCAAGGUGGGGUGGUCCCAGAGCUUCUGAAGGAUCAUGAUUCUGUGGUUGUGGCACCUGUGAGGAGUCAAGGUCCUGUGGUCCCAGCCCUAGUCAAGGAACAAGGGCCUGUAGUCCCAGAACCUCCAAAGAGUCAAGGUCCUGUGGUCCCAGCACUAGUCAAGGAUCAAGGUCCUGUUGCCCCUGAGCCUGUGAAGAAUCAAGUUCCUACAAUCCCGGUGCCUCUGAAAGAUGAUGAUCCUCUGGUGCCACCACCAGCAAAGGACCAAGGUCCUGUGGUCCCUGAACAUCUGAAGACUCAAGGUCCCAGGGGCCCUCAGCUGCUCACUGUCUCACCUCCAGCCCCAAUCGUGAUCCCAACUGUCCCCCAUGCGGAAUAUAUUGAGGGUUCCCCUUGAUGCUCACCCCUUGAUGUGCCGAGGAAGGAGCUGGCAGGGAAAGUGCUACCUCCCAGGGCAACGAAGACACAUAUUUAAUUUGCAUGAAACACGUACCGUAUAGUCUCGCUGGAAUCUAAUAAAUCUGGUCCCUCUGGC
Molecule: messenger RNA, 3187 nt
Organism: Ceratotherium simum simum (southern white rhinoceros)
Lineage: Eukaryota; Metazoa; Chordata; Mammalia; Perissodactyla; Rhinocerotidae
Source: RefSeq, a predicted model, not a curated record